AUGGAUCCGCUAGAGGAUACGAUAGCUGCGUCAAAAGAUGGCGCCAACUCCCAGGGCGUGUAUAUCUAUCGCCCUGCAGACUCGUCCAAGGCGUACAGAGAACGACCCACGAAGCGACGUAAGGUGUUAUCGUCAGAGCAUGAACCUGAGCAGAACGCGCGCAUCUUCGCCCCGCUGCUGAACGGAGACGAGAAGCCGGAAUCGAUCGACUUGAGAUAUAAAGCUUUCCAGCAGUUAUGGGGGGCCCAGGAAGCCAAAAUCCAGAGGGUUUUGGACGAGGUCGACUCGGAGGUCCUGGAGAAUGUUGCAUCUUUCGUCAGGUCGACAUCGCCCGAGACGUAUGAUGGCUGCAUUCCCUCCGCACUGGUGACCGUCGGAUCCAACGUUUCUUCCCUUGGUCGACUUUUGGCGCGACUCAAUGAUCAACUGAUUUCGACAAACGAGGGAGGAGUAGUCAUGCUCGAUUCUGGGGAUGCGCCCAACCUCAAGGCAACGCUGAAAAAUACCAUUCGAGCCGCAAUCGCGAACACCGAGGGGAAUGCCGGUUACCAAUCGUUCUUGAAUGAUCGAGAUGGACCCCGAUUACUUGGAUAUGAUCUCGACCUACUUGGGGACUAUGUACAAAAAAAGGGCGUCAAGAAAUUAGUACUCGCUUUUCGAGAUAGCGAAGCCUUUGAUCCGAAUAUUCUAACGGAUCUGUUAUCUCUGCUAAGCUCCUGGCUUGACCGAAUCCCUUUCACCCUGUUGUUCGGAAUCUCAACCUCCGUUGAGCUCUUCGAGGGACGACUCCCGCGAUCGAGUGUCGCCUUAUUGAGAGGGAAAUAUUUUGAAAUCCACGAGGCAAGCAACUGUGUUGAUCGCAUCUAUGAGCGAAUACAGGCGGAGGAGGAUGGUCAACUAUGGAUAGGCCGCAGCAUCACAAACAUUCUGUUAGAAAAGUCAAGCGACUUCUUUCAGACGCCGGAAGCUUUUAGUCGAACCGUCAAAUAUGCCUACAUGUCGCAUUUCUUCGCGAAUCCCCUGGCGGUCCUUCUUGCGGACGAUCGAGACGAAGGCAAAUUGCAGCAGCGCCAACUGUGUGAGGCAAUCAGAAACACUUCGUCUUUCCGAACAUAUUGCGAAGAUCUCACCGAUCAGGGCCACCUGAAACAGGUGCGCAACCUGCUAGAGGACGAUCAGAUUCUCUUUCAUGAAAGUCUACGACAACUUGGAGCUGGACAGCAAAAAUUGCGCGAUAUGUUCCAAGCCGUCAAGGUUGUUCACUCUUGUCUAAAGGAAUUCAACCUUGUCAAGCGGACAGGCAUAUCCGACCUAUCGAUCCUGGCACUCUCAGGGGAGUUGCUGGAUUCGCAAUUGGUAGGAGACAUCCUCCGGACCGUCAAGACUCUAGACUCCACCCGACUUAAGGCGCUUUUCACGGUCCUUUCCCGUCAUCUCAUGCAGCAUCCAGGGUUCGUAAAAAUCGAAAAAGAUCUGGAUGACUUGCUCGAGAAGUACCAAAGCCCCGAGCCACUUCGGAGUGAGUACGACAGCCGCCACUCCACCAUGGCAACAACGGUUGUUCAACAGCGGGUAAAAGUCAGUAAGGGCAAAUCAAAGCUGUCUGAACAGGACAUUGAAUAUACGAAUAUUGUCAACCGCUUUCUCAAUCUUUCGGAGGCGUAUUUCCAGGCGAGUCUUUUCCGGCCACAGGACCUGUUCCUGCAUGAGGUCUUCCUGAUUGAUAUGAAAAAUCCACUGAAGGAAACCUUUGCCCCGCGACCGCGCUUUGCCAUUGAGCGUGCAUUAUCAAACCCCUUCGAUUACUUGAUAUCGACUUCGGAGGCGGCGGAGACGAAAGUCUCGGCCAAACAGCCUGCUACGGCGAUCUUAUAUCAGCUGUACCUCGAGUCUGGGUCCCUUGUGAACAUGCACGACCUUUGGCAUGCAUUCCAUGCAGUAUUUGAGAGCGAUCAAGGAGACCGCUGCGACGAGCGCAUGACCAUGACCCUGUUCUAUCGGGCUCUAUCGGAGCUAAAGGCGAUGGGCACGAUCAAAUCCAGCCGUAAGAAGGUCGAUCAUGCCGCGAAGACCUCAUGGAUCGGUCUUUGA
Aspergillus affinis is the source of this 2091-nucleotide messenger RNA. RefSeq names its product putative origin recognition complex subunit 3. NCBI's taxonomy places the organism in Eukaryota, Fungi, Ascomycota, Eurotiomycetes, Eurotiales, Aspergillaceae. Bases 1 to 2091 code for a protein of 696 amino acids. Gene Ontology annotation, biological process: DNA replication; DNA replication initiation. Gene Ontology annotation, cellular component: nuclear pre-replicative complex; nuclear origin of replication recognition complex; DNA replication preinitiation complex. Gene Ontology annotation, molecular function: DNA replication origin binding. The transcript has 8 exons. The record is from RefSeq and is a predicted model, not a curated record.